Yamadazyma jaroonii is the source of this 1476-nucleotide messenger RNA. The record is from the annotation of a GenBank genome assembly. Lineage: Eukaryota; Fungi; Ascomycota; Pichiomycetes; Serinales; Debaryomycetaceae.
AUGAGUGCUCCAACUGGUGAUAUUGGUUUAAUUGGUUUAGCCGUUAUGGGUCAAAAUUUGAUCUUAAACGCUGCUGACCACGGAUUUACUGUCGUUGCUUAUAACAGAACUGUUGCUAAAGUUGACGAAUUCUUAGAAGGUGAAGCUAAAGGUAAAUCAAUCAUUGGUGCUAAAUCAAUUGAAGAAUUAUGUAAAAACUUAAAAAGACCAAGAAGAAUUAUCUUAUUAGUUAAAGCUGGUAAACCAGUCGAUGCUUUCAUCGAACAAUUAUUACCUCACUUAGAAAAAGGUGAUAUCAUCAUUGAUGGUGGUAACUCUCAUUUCCCAGACUCCAACAGAAGAUUCGAAGAAUUAAACAAACAAGGUAUCUUAUUCGUUGGUUCAGGUGUUUCUGGUGGUGAAGAAGGUGCUAGAAAUGGUCCUUCAUUAAUGCCAGGUGGUCACCCAGAUGCUUGGCCACACAUCAAAGAAAUCUUCCAAUCAAUUGCUGCUAAAUCCGAUGGUGAACCAUGUUGUGAUUGGGUUGGUGAUGCCGGUGCCGGUCAUUACGUCAAAAUGGUCCACAAUGGUAUUGAAUAUGGUGAUAUGCAAUUAAUUUGUGAAGCUUACGAUUUAAUGAAGAGAGUUGGUAAAUUCACUAACAAAGAAAUGGGUGAUGUUUUCGCCAAAUGGAACAAAGGUGUUUUGGAUUCUUUCUUAAUUGAAAUUACCAGAGAUAUCUUAUAUUUCAAUGAUCCAACCGACAACACUCCAUUAUUAGAAAAAAUCUUAGAUACCGCCGGUCAAAAAGGUACCGGUAAAUGGACUGCUAUCAACGCUUUAGAUUUAGGUAUGCCAGUUACCUUAAUUGGUGAAGCCGUCUUCUCCAGAUGUUUAUCUGCUAUUAAAGACGAAAGAACCACUGCUUCUAAAAAAUUAACUGGUCCAGAACCAGUUGCUAUCACUGACAAACAACAAUUUGUUGAUGAUUUAGAACAAGCUUUAUAUGCUUCUAAGAUUAUCUCUUAUGCCCAAGGUUUCAUGUUAAUCAGAGAAGCUGCUAAAGAAUACGGUUGGAAAUUAAACAACCCAGCUAUCGCUUUAAUGUGGAGAGGUGGAUGUAUCAUCAGAUCUGUUUUCUUAGGUGAAAUUACUUCAGCUUUCAGAGAAAACCCAGAUUUAGAAAACUUAUUAUUCCACCCAUUCUUCAACAAAGCUAUCACUGAAGCUCAAUCAGGUUGGAGAUCAACCAUUGGUAAAGCUGUUGCUUCUGGUAUCCCAGUCCCAGCUUUCACCACUGCCUUAUCAUUCUACGAUGGUUACAGAUCAGAAGUCUUACCAGCUAACUUAUUACAAGCUCAAAGAGAUUACUUCGGUGCCCACACUUUCCAAGUCUUACCAGGUAAGGAAAAUGAUUUCUUAAAGAAAGGUGAAUGGAUCCACGUUAACUGGACCGGUAGAGGUGGUAACGUUUCUGCAUCAACCUACGAUGCUUAA